Sinocyclocheilus rhinocerous is the source of this 3875-nucleotide messenger RNA. Its product is annotated as ras association domain-containing protein 5-like. The transcript is spliced from 6 exons. The record is from RefSeq and is a predicted model, not a curated record. Gene Ontology annotation, biological process: signal transduction. The coding region runs from base 86 to 1546 and encodes 486 amino acids. Lineage: Eukaryota; Metazoa; Chordata; Actinopteri; Cypriniformes; Cyprinidae. Gene Ontology annotation, cellular component: nucleus.
AUCAGUGUGCGCGUCACACUCUCGCCGCUGCUGGCGCUUCAGUUUAGUUUGUAUUCUGCCCACCUACAACUCAUAGGCGAAAGACAUGGCGUCCGUCACUUUAGGACAGCACCCUGCUCAACACCACCUCGACUCGGAUCAGCAACUAUUUCACAAACUGGAGUCGAGCGACGGGAAGAAAUUCACGCGCAAGUGGUCGCUGGACAAGAUCAUCAUGCGAAACAGAGCGAGUGAUGUGGACGGCGCGAGAGCCGCAGUCUCAGCAUCGCUCGUGUUAUUCAAUCACGAGCCCCCUUCAGCAUCACACAGCCGAGGCUGUAGUGCCGGUUCGCCACGUAGUAAUAUGAACAGAUCGAUUGUGGCCAUGGACAGAGAGAACGCCAACAAUAAUAACGGAAUAUUUCGCAGACACAGUGCCAGGAGCCGGAGAAGCUCAGUGAAGGACACGGCAAAGAUCCACGCGUCUUCAUCACCACAAGAAGUUCGCAAUUCCUCGACGCGGUCAAACUUCAGCUGCCCGCCAGACGAACUGGAGGGACUGCCGAUCGACAAGCUGACACAGGCAAGGUCAGGAGUAGUGAAGAUGCGAAGCGAGCCUCUCAGGAGGGAGGCAUGGUCCAUCUUCAACCAGAAAGACCCGAGGGUGAAGGCAGAGAAGGGAGAAGGCCACAUCUUCAUCUCCAGGCAGCUGAGCCAGGACUGGUGCGACGCCUGCAACCGCCAGAUCAGCAGCGCUGCGCUCAAGUGUCGAAACUGCAGCUACACAUGUCAUUUGGAGUGUCAGGGGCUUGUCCAGCUGGACUGCAACCAACUAGACCAGCCGACAGAGGAUGUGUCUACCCCCGCUCCACAGAGGCCCGCCGCCAAAGACCCUCAGGAGACGGAUGUGACAAAAGAGGAAGAGGAAGAGAAGCCAACAUCCCUCACAGACGAUGAGAUUAAAGCGAAAAUAGAUGACUACAACUCCAAAGUGACGGAGAAUGGAAUGACAUUAAGCUCAGAUGGCACAUACACUGGUUUCAUAAAGGUUCACUUGAAGUUGCGUAGGCCUGUGACUGUAUUUUCUGUGGAUGAGAAGUCACCAGGACCAUGUUCCUCUUCUGAUAGUUCAGAUAACCGCACAUCCUUCUACCUGCCCAGCGAUGCCGUUAAACAGCUACACAUCAGCAGUACCACCACGGUCAGGGAGGUCAUCCAGGGCCUGCUGAAGAAGUUCAUGGUACAGGAUAACCCAUGCAAGUUCGCCCUCUACCACCAGACCCGUCGAGACAGCCAGGAUCUUUUCCAGAAGUUGCCAUUAUCAGAAUGUCCACUCUGCUUGAGGCUGUUAGCAGGUCCUGAUCUAGAGAACUUGUCCUUUGUACUCAAAGAAAAUGAGACUGGCGAGGUUGAGUGGCAUGCAUUUUCAGUCCCUGAGCUGCAGAACUUCCUGAUCAUCCUGGAGAAGGAGGAGAAGGAGCGUGUGCGGCAGGUGGAGCAGCGUUACGCUGCCUACAGGGAGAAGUUGCUACAGGCUCUAGGUCAGGUCGAGAGCAAACCGGGCUAAUGUAAGACACAGAAUCUCCUUCACCCCACUGAGCCAACACCGGGCCAGCCUGGAGGACCAGUAGCCCAACGGACGAACUCACAAAACCUCCACUCAGGACUUUGUACAAGCUCUCAGCAUGCUUCUGUGACCUUUAACCCCCAAAGACGGGCAAAGGGAUCGAGACAUGACUAAGAUGAAGAGGAGGUUUAAACUAAAGAUUGGUACUUCAAGAGUAAUCCUUCUCUCUGGAAAUGGAAGGCUGUUGAAAGCCCAGGAGUAUGGUAGUUUCUGGCAGUCAUGCUUUUUGAUAUCUGAAUGGGUUUUGUUUAGUUUUUUCUUGUUGUUUUUACAUUGACCCCGUCUGUCUGUGUUUUUUACAAGCUGCUGCUAUUGCUGCUACUGCAAGUGUUACUUAAAGCAUGACUUUCGCUUUGGUCUCUCUGCUUGUGUCUACCGCAUGUCCUCUAUCAGGGAAUAUCUAUAUGAAAGAGCAGAGUAAAAAAGCACUUCCUGUCCGAAAAAAGUGGGGAGACUUAAGUUAUAGAAAAUAUGAUGCCUGCAAGAUAUCAGAGGACAAAUAGUAAUCUUGUCCACAUAUCAGAUUAUACAGUUCAUAAAAAAUUAUAACAUACUACUGUAAAAAAACAAAAAAAAAGAGUUAUACUGUUUAUACUGGAGAUUGUCUUAAUAUAACUAUAAAUGUACUGUAUUACUGAUAAUGUUUCACCCUACAGCUCAAUAUGUCAAAAUAUCUCUUUCUUUCUUUCAAUUUAAAUUACCAAAAUGGCUGUGCAUCUCUAUGAUAAAGCGGUCAUGAAACCCACUGGCCACUAUAUCUAUAAAAAAGUGUUUCAAUAGAUCUGGGCUGCUGAGAAUGUACAGAUGCAGCCAUUUUGAGCUCCUCUAGAAAUAUGAAGUGGCCCCACGCUGACUGUUACUCUCUGGAAAGACCCAUUGUCCUUUCAGGUGUCCCAUGAAAGCUUUUAGAAACACUCAGCACUGACAAAUCACCUCAGUCUCUCAAGUGCGCCACCAGUACUUAAUGUGCAGGGAGCAUCAGUGGACGUGAGGAUAGUAGGCUGUGGUUAUCCGGUAAGCUUUUCGGAAUCAUUUCGGCUUUUAGCACAUACAGUAAUACACAAGGUCAUGUUAGAUUAGAGGGCAUCUCCUCGAUCAGCACUCUGAAAAGCUCUGCGGAUCCCAACCACAAGCAUCUCAAUCUGUAUUACACCAAAGGAAAACAGAACAAGCUCCCCUUAUUGUAAUUACAAAAUAAAGCUUUUAUAAAGAUCUUCCUGCUAAUGUAAAGUGGAGUCAGGAUGUCUGUGAUUUGCACACCAACACAAACCACUGAGUGGUCCGCCAGUAUGUACAGGAGUCAAUAUUAUUCUGUACAGGGAACAUGAGAUGGAUGUAACUUUUUUGUUGUUGCUGCUUUUAUUGUAAUAAUAAGCAUUUAAAGGGAUAUUUGUAAUGUGCAUACUUUCGUCUGCUGAAUUGUGGAGGUGCAUGUGAAUUGAAUGUAUCUGUGACACUGAGGGAAUUUAUUAUUUGUGAAGAGCAUUCAAAAGCACUGAAGCGGUUUUCCAUAUUGGUCGGGAAUAACUGUGAACCUUUCAAUAUGAUGUUCCAGGCACUGAUAUUUCUCUUCUCCCUUAAAAGCACAUUUACGUCCCAAUCUAUUAAAGAACCAUGGAUUUCUAAACAGGACAUCUUUAGCAAGCAGUUUUGUAAUGGCUAAGUUAUCAUUUGGAUUGGUAUGUUUGUAGAGGCACUUUAAAGUCAUAUGUUUCCAUUUGAACCACUCUGCCCUAUGUGCUCUGCCUGUAUAUUUUGAUCUUGUAUGGGUACACGUCCUGCUGGACUGGAAGUAUCACUUCCACCCUUUAGCAAGCGGCAGGGCCUUGUAUGUCUGCUCAGGUGGCGCCCCCUGACAGCCAUAUUCCUGCUGCAGUGCCUUUAGUCUCCGUGUAGCUUAUCUUGACCGUGUACUGUACAUAUGCUCUAGAUGUCUGGCCCUAUAACUCCACGUUGAGAGAGUUCCCACACAUUCAGUGGCAGCAGCCAGGUGCUUUCAAUGUCUGAGCUAUUAAGUCCAUGUGAGACUUUUUGGGACUAGUGUUUAAAAUGUUGAAGUGUGUGUGUGUGUGUGUGUGUAUGCGUGUGUGUGCGUUGGUUUAAUUUAUUUUUUGGUUCAAUUUCAGUGCGUGUAAACUUGAAUAUGUGGACAAAUCAGUACUAUUGGGCAAUCUUUUUUGUUUUGGAGAAUCAAAUGUUUCAAAUGUCUAGUAAGCUGUAAAUAUACUGAAGAAUUAAAUAAAAGGUCACCCUUUCUUGGUGAUGAGUC